This is a messenger RNA of Marmota flaviventris (yellow-bellied marmot), 4525 nucleotides long. RefSeq names its product zinc finger protein 418-like. The record is from RefSeq and is a predicted model, not a curated record. NCBI's taxonomy places the organism in Eukaryota, Metazoa, Chordata, Mammalia, Rodentia, Sciuridae. Gene Ontology annotation, biological process: regulation of transcription by RNA polymerase II. Gene Ontology annotation, molecular function: DNA-binding transcription factor activity; RNA polymerase II cis-regulatory region sequence-specific DNA binding.
GGAGUCGGUUCCAGGGCCUCGUUGGUGCCCCGCUCUCAGUCCAUGGAAUUGUGUCCUGGGUCUCUGCCUGCCACGCGGACACUGCUGGACCUGGGAACUCGGAAGAAACAGCAAAACAAGAGCUGUGUCACCUUUGAGGACGUGGCUGUUUACUUCUCCCAGGAGGAGUGGGGGCUCCUUGAUGAGGCUCAAAGGCUGCUGUACCUUCACGUGAUGCUGGAAAACUUUGCACUUGUAACCUCUCUGGUUUAUUGGCAUGAAGCAGAGGAUGAAAGGAUACCUCCUGGGCCAAGGGUUUCUGCAGAAGAAGCAUCACACAUCAGGACUCCAAAACAAAGUCCAUCUUUCCAAAAGACUCACCCCUGUGACAUUUGUAUACUAAUCCUGAAGAAUAUUUUGCAUCUGGAUGAUCUACCUGGACAGCAACUGUACUUUUCUGGGGCCUGUGAAAACCUUCACCAGGAACAGAAACAUCAAAGUGCAGAGAACACAUUAAAAAGAGAAGUGAACAGUGCCUCCUUUGUGAAGAGCUGCAUAUUCCAUGUGUCAGGGAAUCCUUUCCUCUGUAGGAAGACUGGAAAGGACUUCCCUGAUAAGUGGGGCAUUCUUCAGCUCCAGGCCAUUCCCAAAGGUGAGAAGCCAAACACAGUCAGAGAGUGUGGGAAGGUCUUUCACUGUGGGAAAAAUCAUUGUAAGUCAGGAGCAUGCAGAGACACUUCCAGCCACAAACACACACUUAUUCGUCAUCUAAGAGUCUGCACUGGAAAAGGGGGUUUUGAUGCUAGCAAAUGUGGAACAGCCUUCCAAGAGAAAUACUCACUUGUUCCGUUCCAGAGAGUCCAUGCUGGAAAAAGGCCUUAUGAAUGCAGUGAAUGUGGGAAAUCUUUUAGCCAAAAAGCCACCCUUAUUACACACCAGAGAGUUCAUACUGGAGAAAAACCAUACAAGUGUGGUGAAUGUGGAAAAUCGUUUAGUCAAAGCUCAAACCUCAUUGAACACUGCAGAGUUCACACUGGAGAAAGGCCUUAUGAGUGUGAUGAAUGUGGAAAAGCCUUUGGGUGCAAAUCUAACCUUGUUCGACAUCAGAGAACUCAUACAGGAGAAAAGCCAUAUGAAUGUGGCCAAUGUGGGAAAUUCUUUAGACAGAGCUUUAGCCUCGUUGAACAUCAGAGCAUUCACACUGCAGCACGGCCUUAUGAGUGUAGCCAGUGUGAAAAAUCCUUUAGUCAGAAAGCUACUCUCAUUAUACAUCAGAGAGUUCACACUGGAGAAAGGCCAUAUAAGUGUGGGGAGUGUGGGAAAUCCUUUAGUCAAAGCUCCAACCUUAUUGAACACUGCAGAAUCCACACUGGAGAGAGGCCUUAUGAGUGUGGCGAAUGUGGAAAAUCUUUUAGUCAAAGAGCCACCCUCAUUAGACACCAGAGAAUUCACACUGGAGAAAGGCCUUAUGAAUGUAGGGAAUGUGGCAAAUUCUUUAGACAGAACUUUAGCCUCAUUGAACAUCGUAGAAUUCACACUACAACAAAGAUUUAUGAGUGUGGCCAGUGUAGGAAAUCUUUUAGCCAAAGGGCUACACUCAUUAGACAUCAAAGAGUUCACACUGGAGAAAGGCCUUAUGAAUGUGGGGAAUGUGGCAAGUCCUUUGGGUACAAAUCCAAACUUGACCGACACCAGAGAACUCACACUGGAGAAAGACCUUACGAGUGUGCUGAAUGUGGGAAGUUCUUUAGGCAAAGCUACAGCCUCGUUGAACACCAGAGAGUUCACACUAGAGCAAGACCUUAUGAGUGUGGCCAGUGUGCAAAAUCUUUUAGUCGAAGAGCUGCCCUGGUUAAACAUCAGAGAGUUCACACUGGGGAAAGGCCUUAUAAGUGUGGUGAAUGUGGAAAAACCUUUAGUCGGAGCACUAGCCUUAUUCAACACUGCAGAAUCCACACUGGAGAAAGACCAUAUGAGUGUGACCAGUGUGGGAAAUCUUUUAGGCAAAAGUCUGUUUUAAUUCAACAUCAGGUAGUUCACACUGGAGAAAGGCCUUAUGAAUGCAGCAAAUGUGGGAAAUCUUUUAGCCAACGCUCAAGCUUCUUUCAACACCAAAAAUGUCACGCCAUGGGAGUGCCUCACAGAGGCAGUAGAUGUGGGGAAUCCCUCAGCCCAAGGUCUCCUGUUGCUUAGUUUCUGAAAGCCCAUGCAAGAAAGGCCUUAAACCUACAAAGGAAUAUGCUGUCUUUGUAACAGCGCUAGAGAGCUUUUAUAAAGAGGUCACCACAUGCAUUUGCACGCAUCCAGAGGGCUAAGGACCCUAUGAGUCAUGGCACAUGUGAGGAGGAUGGGAGCUGCUCUGAACAUUUUAGACUGCUGCCCUCACCAAAGUCGAAUCACAGCCACAUUCUCACAGGAGUUGUCUCCCACCUAGCCCCAAGCACCUCAGCACACACAGCCUCGGUGCCUGUGUUCUCCCCAUUCUCUAGAGGAAAUCUCCCAUAACCUGAUCCAUGAGAGUGAUCCAUUUUUCUUACUAUUGUGCGUCUGUGUUCUGGCUAAGGGGACCCAGCCCGGGCUCAGCUGGAGGCUUGGGAAGUCCUCUUCAUUGAAUUCUGGCCUCGUGUGACACUUGUAGUCGAUGAUUACAGAUUUCAAGUUACUAACCAGUAUCUUCCUGUUGAGCACUGCUCUGAUUUGUGGACUGAUAAAGGCCUUUUGUUUGAGCUACUUUUAAUCAGGGGGUUCUGUUCACAGCCUUGGGUGGGUAGAAUAUGGAUGGGUCCUGUUUGUUUUAAAAGAUGGACAGCUUUUAUAGGACCUCUUCAUUUUGGGUCUCAGUAAAGAACUUAGUGGCAGAGAGUUUUCUCAGAGUUUUCUCAUUCUGUUUUGUUUAACAUGAAUUAUUACCCAAGACCCCCAUUGGACAGUGCAGGGCUUUGUGGUCCUAGUUUGGAGCCUCAAUGCCUCUGAAUUUGUUUUGUGUUUUAGAUCAGAGAUCACCUUGAAGAGGGGUCAGUUGUUAUGGCCACGUUCAGUACUUUCAGAAAUACUCUGAAUUUAUUUCAUUAUUCCCACAUAACUUCCCAUAAAACUCAAUAUUGUUGAGGGAAACUUCAUCGGGUUCUAUAGUCAUGCAGUCUGACAUCCAUGAUCCCAUAGGUCAGCAUCACUGAUACAAGAGUGCAGGAACCAGGUACCAACACCACUUGGAACAGAAGUACGUGGCGUGAUCAUUGGAGUGGAGGGCUGGCAGACAGAACGUGCUACUUGUAAAAGUGCACCCCAGAUCCUAGGACUAACAGAUCAUGCUACUUCCAAAUCUAUGUUCCACUGUGGUCAGGAUCAUCAUCGGUAGAUACUCAUGCUCUUGUCAAGUUCCCAUCAUGAAAAAAAAAAAAGGAGGAGGAGGCCAAAAAAGCAAGGGAUUGGGGAAAGUUCCUACAUGCGGUGGAGUCGGGGAGAUGGGAAGUUCCUGUCUGAGAGGUAAAGGCUGUUCCCCCCACCCUCUUUUUUUGGCCAGGCAACUGCAGCUGCUCCUGUCUCAGUAUAGCUUUCAUUGCUCACCAUUUUUUCCUGCCUAGUAUAAGGCUGCCCUUCUCUGGGCACAAGGAAGGAGGUACUGGAGUGAACAGGUGGUUGCCAUGCCUGGUUUCCAAAACCUCGGGUGACUUUUACUCUCUUUAUCUAACCACACACACACACACACACACUGAGGCACAGUUGACCUUCAAUAACCAGUAUACAUUUAAGACACAUAAUCUGAGCCAGGUUAUCACACACACACACACAAGCCCAUGAAGUAUCCCUGAUCUGAAUAGUGAACAUUUCCAGAAUUGUCUCAUAUAAUCUCCCUGCCUUCCUCAGGCCUUCAGGUGUCCAGUGAUUUACUUUCUUUCACUAUGAAUCAGUUUGCAAUUUUUUUUUACAGUUUUACAUGAGAGGAAUCAAAGUAUUUGCUUUUUUUUAAAAUAUUUUUUCAUGCUGUAUAAUUACUUUUAGCUUUAUUGAUGUUGACACCCUUUGUAUUGCUACAUAGUAUUCUGUUCUAUGGAUGUGCCACUAUUUGUUUAUUGAUCUGUUAAGGGGUAGGUGAUUUUUUUCCAAUUUGGGGUAUUCACAAAGUUGCAAAGAACAUAGGUAUAAAUUUUUAAUAAGGAAAUACAUUUCUCUUUUGCUAAUAACUUCAAGUGAAUGUUUCACUUAACAAACACAAACCAAAAAACAUGGAAAACUGUAACCUAAACGGGUUGUGUCCAUUGUGAUCCCAACAGCAGUGUGUGAGCAUUCUUCAUCCCUGACAAGCUUCUGCUUGGUAGGGCUGGUGUUUUAAAUUUUAGCCAUGCAAAUAAGUCUGUAAUAUCAUUUCUCUGUGGUUGUAAUUGCACUUCUGUAAUGUUUUGUAAUGUUGAGCAGCUUUUUUCACCUAUUAUUUGCCACCUUUAUAUCCUUUUUUCUUAAAAAUCUUUGUUAAUACCCUUAGUCUACUUUUAAUGGAUUGAUUCAUAUUCUUCUUUUCAUUAAAAAUAAAUAUGUAUAGAAAAGA